ACGUCGUGUCGCUGGGUUCGAGCGUAUCUUUGCGCGUCGUUUUGUGAACCCCGUAGUCCGCGGUCACGUUGACGUCUGUCGCCAUUUCCUCGCGCGGAGGACCGCCGUCCGUUUUAUUUCGCAAGAUGUAGUCUUCUUCCUUGACGAGCGCGUUCUUGGGAGAGUGAGUUUAAUUGAAGCGUAAUUAACAAAGUUCGCUACAGACUGUUACCAGUUCGUUAAACUAUGGCAGAAGGGAAUGGGGAGAUAAAAAUGGAAGAAAAACAGUCAAAGGAGGAAAUGGAAUAUGUGGAACGGACAGAAGACUUUAACAAACUCAUGCAAUAUGGACUGGAUGAAAAAGUGGCUGCCAAACUGGAUGAGAUCUACAAGACAGGGAAAUUGGCUCACGUCGACCUGGACGAGAGGGCUCUCGACGCUCUGAAGGAAUUCCCAGUUGACGGUGCGCUAAAUGUACUCACGCAAUUUCUAGAAUCCAACCUGGAACAUGUAUCCAACAAAUCCGCCUAUCUUUGCGGAGUGAUGAAGACAUACCGACAGAAGAGUCGUGCCGGCCAGGGUACGGGCACCAGCACGACACCGAAAGCCCCGGAUGAGGACAAAAUCAAGAUGAUCUUGGAGAGAACAGGAUAUCCUUUGGAUGUAACUACUGGACAAAGAAAAUACGGUGGUCCUCCGCCAAAUUGGGAGGGUCCUACGCCUGGAACUGGUUGUGAGGUAUUUUGUGGCAAAAUCCCAAAAGACAUGUACGAAGACGAAUUAAUUCCAUUAUUUGAGAAAUGCGGAAAAAUUUGGGACUUGAGACUGAUGAUGGACCCCAUGUCAGGUUCCAACAGAGGAUACGCAUUUAUCACAUUUACUAACAGGGAUGCUGCGCAGCAAGCUGUCCGAGAGCUCGAUAAUCACGAAAUAAAACCCGGCAAGAGUCUGAAAGUAAACAUUAGCGUUCCUAAUCUACGACUUUUCGUGGGGAACAUACCAAAGUCAAAAGGCAAAGAGGAGAUCUUGGACGAAUUUGGUAAAUUAACAGCUGGCCUGACCGAGGUGAUUAUCUACAGCUCACCGGAUGACAAAAAGAAGAAUAGAGGUUUUUGCUUUUUGGAGUAUGAAUCUCACAAAGCAGCUUCCUUAGCCAAACGAAGAUUGAGUACUGGACGUAUCAAGGUUUGGGGAUGUGAUAUUAUUGUUGACUGGGCCGACCCUCAAGAGGAACCAGAUGAACAAACCAUGUCAAAAGUACGCGUGCUUUAUGUGCGGAAUUUGACACAAGAUUGUUCCGAAGAAAAAUUGAAGGAAAGCUUCGAACAAUAUGGAAAGAUCGAACGAGUGAAGAAAAUCAAGGAUUACGCUUUUAUACAUUUUGAAGAUAGAGAUAAUGCUGUUAGGGCGAUGAAUGAACUAAAUGGAAAGGAAAUGGGUGGAUCCCAUAUAGAAGUUUCAUUAGCAAAACCACCGUCUGACAAGAAGAAAAAAGAAGAGAUGCUACGCGCUAGAGAAAGACGAAUGAUGCAAAUGUUGCAAGGUAGAGGCGGUGGAUCUCCAUCUCACCCGAGCAUGAUGGGAGGACCAAUGCCAGUUCGUGGACCCGCACAAGGACCUCGAGGUACUGGCGCAGGUAUGCGUGGACAGAUGGGACGUGGCGAUUACGAUUAUGAUUACGACUAUUACGGUUAUGGGGAUUAUCGAGGUGGCUACAGUGAUCCCUAUUACGAUGACUAUUAUCGAUACGAAGAUUACUAUUUCGAUUAUGCGCCGCCUCCGCCGCCUGCCAGAGGGAGGGGCAGGCAGCCUCAACCGGCUGGUCGUGGCCGUGGAGUAGUGCCACGUGGCCGAAUCGGUGGCCCGCAAGCCCGUGGGCCAGUCAGGGGGGGACGCAACCCCGCAACUUCAGGGCCCCGUGGGGUCCAGCGGCUGGCCGCUCGUGGGGGGGUCCGCGCCAAGGGAAGUUUACCAGGUGAGGAUGCAGGUAAACGAAAAUUUGACGGGGGUCACCAGAACCAGGGGGAAUCUAAGCGUCGCUUCCAGAGCAAUUGGGGGAACCAGCCCCUCGCCCAACAACCGCUGGGCAAUGCGUACGGAUUGGCGAGUGUGAAUGGUGGCAGUGGUGGUGGUGGCGGUGACAUAGGAUUCGGAGGCAGAGCCGCCGCACUAGGCGGUGUUUCCGGCGACGAUCACGAAUGGUAUCAAGACUCCUACCAAUCGUGGAGCUAACUUCUGCAAGCCUGUGAGUGAUAAAAAAAAAAGAAAUGCACACGCACGAACAAAUGCAUGAUAGACAAAGCGGAAAACGAAUAAGCGCGAACAUAAGGAGAAUCUACAAGGAAAAAAACGGGAAACAACAUAAAAAAUCAGACUGACGGAACGCGGAGGAGGAAAGGGAGAGAGAGAGAGAGAGAGAGAGAGAGAGAGAGGGAGAGGAAAGAUGGCAGGAGAGUGAGAGGAAAGGAGAGGAGGAGGAGGAGGAGGAGGGAGAAUCGAGACGAGAGGGAAAAGAAAGAAGAGGGUCAUCCAUUUGUAUUAUUGCUCUAAUAUCGAUCCGAAAUAAUUGUAAAUGUUUUUUCACACUAAAUACGCAGCAACUGUGCUCUGCGCCACCACCAUCGCCCGCUGUUGUUGUGAUUAUGUACAGUGAUGUGCCACUGAGACUAAUUAUUACAUCGGAGUGACCACCCACCCACCCCGCGUACUAUUAUUAUAUUAUGAUAAUACUAAUCUAAGUACCACUACUGCAUUGUCACAUUGUUUACUGCCAAGUGAUGAAGAUCAGCGAUGUUGACAUAGGGAUUGUGAUGGCUUGUAUUAAUUAAGAGAACUCAUGGAAGCCUGCGGUUUAUUGUGCGAUGAUUAGAUUUUUUGAAUCUACGUGACGAAGCGUGUGUGUUAGAUAGGCUGAGAGGCAAAGUAGUAUGUGGGGAGAGAAAAAGAUCGUAACGGAGAUAGAUAGAUAGAAUGAAAUAGGAAAGAUAUUGAAGAGAUGAGAAAAUCAACUUGGAGUACGUGUGUGAUGUAGCUAUACGCGUAGGCAAACAGAUGGCAAGGGCGAGAAUGCGAAUAUAGCGAGCAUGCGAGAGGGAUGAGCGUUUAAAGAGAUCAUAGAGGCAGAGAAAGAAUGAGAGAGAAAGGGAGAGAGAGAAAGAGGUUGUCCUUAAGCGGAAUGUGUCUGUGUGUGUAUGUGUGCGUGGAGCGCUCCAAGCGCCGCUAGACCUUCUAUUGUUGGUCUAUAAACGUGUACAGUCAGUGAAACUAUUAUUAUUAAGGGUCAGGCAAGUUUUGCGAAAGUAAAAAAAGUGAAACGUUGCAAGCAAGCCAAGGGCUCUGCGGGUGUCUCCCAGACUAGUUCGGUUACGGUCAUUGAUAUCGAGGGAACUAUUGGAUAAGAAAAGAUGAAAAAAGAUGGAAAAAAAUGAGUAUUGCUCACGAUCGUGAAGAAACCCACUUGUACAGUAAAUUUUUCAAUAACAGUAUCCAAGUAGCGCGGCAAACUCGGAUCUAAAUCGUAUUAUAUUUAUUUGUUGACGUGUUUCUUUUUUUUAUAUUUGACAAAUUAAUUAAACGGUUAGAGAAAGAGAGAUAGGAAGAGAGAGAAACAGAGAAAGAGAUGAAGAGAAAGAAAGAGAGAACGAGGAAAGAGUAUUGUUUUUUCUAAAUUUUAUGUAAAAAGUAAAUUUGUUUCUCGUAUUCUUUUACAAAUACACGAAUGAGGAGAGAGAGAGAGGGAGAAAAGUUUUUAAAGAUGACUGACUACGAAUUUGAUAAUGAUAGUCACGGAUUGAAGUAGGAUGUAAAAUGUACGCAAAUGUUUACAAAUGCAUGAACACAUACAGCACACAUUUUGAGUGUUGACUUGUUGUUAUUGUUAGCCUGUUAGUUAAUUAGUAAGAGUUGUAAGUGCGGGCUGUAGUUGGUCCCUGUCCCUGGAGCCCAGACACCCCCCUGUUCUGGAGAUUAUUUGAAAAAAAAAAGGGAUGAAAAAAAGAAAAAACAUACGCAAACAUUUGUAUUUUACACGCACCCCCGGAAUACGAAGACAAACGACGUAAUGACGAUGAGAAAAAAAACGAAAAAAAAAGAAAGAAAGAAAGAAAUGGAUUAUUGUAAACGGAAUGGCUGCAUAUCAAACUCCUGUUUAUUGUACACCAAACGAGACGACAACCGCAUAACAAUUGUAUAUCGGCCCCGGAUCGGAUUUGAUACAGUAUGUAGGAUCGACGGAUAUAUGUGUAUUUUACGGUAUCGCGUGUGAUUCUACGAUGAACGAUUAUCAGACCAGCCGGAGAUACAAAAGAUCAUACAUACAUCCCAUCGUAAUAUGGAACUACCGUAUGAUUUUUAUAUACAGACACACUCACACAACAAAACGUACAUACGAAUGAAAAUAACAAAACGAUAGACGCACCACGGACAAAAUGUCUGGAUGACGAUCGAUUGUUCGCCCCCAACAACCUCGUAUUUAUGAGCAUUUUGUUAAUUUUUAUUCAUGUUUUACUUAAGUCUAAUUCUUCUUCGUCAUCGAUACUGUUUUUACUGGUAGCGAUGGUGUAGCCGCAACUAGUAGUAA
Messenger RNA from Odontomachus brunneus, 4558 nucleotides. RefSeq names its product heterogeneous nuclear ribonucleoprotein R (gene Syp). Gene Ontology annotation, cellular component: ribonucleoprotein complex; nucleus. Gene Ontology annotation, molecular function: mRNA binding. Lineage: Eukaryota; Metazoa; Arthropoda; Insecta; Hymenoptera; Formicidae. The transcript is spliced from 13 exons. The coding region runs from base 226 to 2211 and encodes 661 amino acids. The record is from RefSeq and is a predicted model, not a curated record.